AUGGGUCUCCUAGCAUUGGGAACCGCCUUGGAAUGGGCCGAGGCCAAGAAGAAAGCCGAUCAAGUACGACAGUGGGGAAUAGAGCAACUCCUGGCAAAUUGGCGACGCGCCAAGGGCAAAGAACGAGACGCUCUCCUCUGGGGUGACGAGGUCGAAUACCUUGUGGUAGCCCUCGACGACGCCGCUCGGAAGGCUCGGUUGUCCCUUGCUCAGGCCGAUAUUCUCAAAUCUCUUGCUCAUGAUGAAGCCCUCUGGACGGCCGAUUCUGCAGCCGAUGGACACCAUGCAGGCCAUGAGGGUGAAAAACCUCCGCAUUUUCAUCCUGAAUUUGGCCGUUUCAUGCUCGAGGCCACACCGGGCGAGCCGUGGGGUAUCGGCUUCAAAGAUCUUCUGAAGGUUGAGUCAAACAUGAAAUGGCGUCGAGAAGUUGCCAAGGCGCAUAUGGCUCCUAAUGAAUCCCCUAUCACCCUCACGACCUUCCCGCGCCUAGGAACCAGGGAUGAUUAUAUUCAGCCCUACUACCCUCCCUCUGGCCCGGCCUUGCGCUCACAAUUCGUGCCUGACGAGAUUGCCAAUCCACACAUUCGGUUCCCCACCCUUGCGGCCAAUAUUCGCUCGCGGAGAGGGCGUAAGGUGGAGCUUAAUGUGCCGGUCUUCAAGGAUUUGAACACGCCCUCGCCGUUCAAGGAUCCUACUGUGAACUAUGACCUUCACAUAUGGCCCGAAGAUGCCGACGUGCGAAAUGGUGCCGCAAAGGAUGACCAUGUUUACAUGGAUGCCAUGGCCUUUGGAAUGGGUAGCUGUUGUUUGCAGAUCACUUUUCAAGCGAAGAACAUGACGGAGGGGCGGAAGCUCUAUGACCAGCUCAGUCCUUUGGGGCCCAUUCUUCUUGCUCUCACGGCUGCCACUCCAAUCUACAAGGGGUUCCUGGUUGACACGGAUGUUCGAUGGAAUCAAAUCGGCGCUGCUGUAGAUGACAGGACACCUGAAGAAUUAGGAGAAGUUCCGCUCAAGAAUGACCGCUGGAGAAUUCCCAAGUCUAGAUAUGCAUCAAACUCCACAUAUAUCUCCCAAGAUCCGAGACUGCGCAAGGAAUACUUGGAUCCAGACCUUGUUGUGGAUGAGCAAAUCAAGCAGCGAUUGAUGGACGGAGGCAUGGAUGACUUGCUGGCCACGCAUUUUGCCCAUCUCUUCAUUCGCGAUCCUCUUGUCAUCUUUUCCGAGGACUUGAAGGAACUUGACUUGCAGAAGGGCGAUCAUUUUGAGAACCUCCAAUCCACCAAUUGGCAACACAUGCGAUUCAAGCCUCCACCUUCUGAAAAAGACGACAUUGGUUGGCGAGUGGAGUUCCGAUCUAUGGAGAUUCAGAUGACCGACUUCGAGAACGCUGCCUUCAGCAUCUUCAUCGUGCUCAUCACUCGAGCCAUUCUUAGUUUCGACCUCAACUUUUACCUACCUAUCCCUCGCACAACCGAAAACAUGGAAACGGCACAUGAGCGUAAUGCCGUUCUCGACAGCAAAUUUUACUUCCGGAAAGACCCCUUCGGGCGUCGUGCGCCUCGGCAUGCAGGGCAGCACUCGUCUCACGGAAGCACCUUCUCUUCCACCACCUCAUCGGCCGUCAACACCCCUCCGCCGUCGCCCCCCCUGGGUCCCGUCGAAUCCGAGUAUGAGCUGAUGACCAUUGACGAAAUUGUGAAUGGUUGCUCCGAUGGAUUCCCUGGUCUCGUCCCUCUUGUGGAGUCCUAUCUCAACAGCGUGAAUGUUGAUGUUGAAACGCGCUGCUUCCUCGCCAGUUACUUGGACCUGAUUCGGAAGCGCGCUGAUGGUACGCUCUGGACAGGUGCCAAGUGGAUUCGCGAGUUUGUGGCAAAGCACCCAAGCUAUAAGCACGAUAGCGUUGUCUCUGAAGAGAUUACCUACGAUCUGAUCAAAGCAGUGGAAGAGGUGACGGCCACGGAAGGCAAAAAUGGUAGUAUCGGGUGGGAGCUCUUGCGUGGGAAAAAGAAAUAG
This is a messenger RNA of Penicillium oxalicum, 2013 nucleotides long. RefSeq names its product glutamate--cysteine ligase. Gene Ontology annotation, biological process: glutathione biosynthetic process. Gene Ontology annotation, molecular function: glutamate-cysteine ligase activity. Gene Ontology annotation, cellular component: glutamate-cysteine ligase complex. The transcript is spliced from 6 exons. Lineage: Eukaryota; Fungi; Ascomycota; Eurotiomycetes; Eurotiales; Aspergillaceae. The record is from RefSeq and is a predicted model, not a curated record. The coding region runs from base 1 to 2013 and encodes 670 amino acids.